Photinus pyralis (common eastern firefly) is the source of this 1300-nucleotide messenger RNA. Its product is annotated as cystinosin homolog. Gene Ontology annotation, cellular component: lysosomal membrane. NCBI's taxonomy places the organism in Eukaryota, Metazoa, Arthropoda, Insecta, Coleoptera, Lampyridae. Gene Ontology annotation, molecular function: L-cystine transmembrane transporter activity. Gene Ontology annotation, biological process: L-cystine transport. The transcript is spliced from 9 exons. Bases 159 to 1280 code for a protein of 373 amino acids. The record is from RefSeq and is a predicted model, not a curated record.
AAUGCCAGUUUUUUUUAUAUUUCGACUAUCAGUGCAUUGCAUUCCCAUGCAGUUAAUACGCAAUUCACAAUCACGAUUCACGUUUGUACAGUAGGACGAGCUGCAAAAAACUGCACUUGAACCAAACAAGAAGUGAAGAGAAGUUAACAAUAAUUUACAUGAUGGCAAUGUGUGGGUACACCGGUAUACUAACCGUGGUCGUGCUGAUUUUGAUUACAGCUACAUCAAUUUCACAAUGCGAAAUCAAGAUAAACACCCAUCAAUUAUCAAUGAAGAUCAAUGAAUCUCAAUCGUUCAUCUUAACAGUGACCGACCUUCAACAACCGGACGUUGAAGUGCGAUUUCAUCCCGAAUAUAAGGAUCGGAUUGCCGUCAGUCCAUCGGCAAUCACUCUAAGUUCGGACCACGAAGAAUACACGAUUACCGUUGAGGGAAUCGGAAUUGGAAAAUCGUUGCUGACGGCUCACUCUACGCCCAAUAUAAGUAUCGAUGGUGUUUUUUUGACAGCAACCAUCUACAGAAGUAAAAUGAUAGACAUUCUAUCUGUGAUUAUAGGAUGGGCUUACUUUGCCGUUUGGUCCGUAUCGUUUUAUCCCCAAAUUUAUACCAAUUACGAGCGGAAAAGCGUAGUCGGUCUAGAUUUCGACUAUUUGGCCUUAAACAUGGUCGGAUACCUUUCCUACACCAUAUUCACCAUAGGAAUGUAUUAUAUACCCGAAAUCAUUAUGGAGUACAUGAAGAGAUAUCCAAGGAGUUUGAUUCCAGUAACGUUUAAUGACAUCGCCUUCAAUAUUCAUGGAACGAUCGCAAUUAUCGUUACGAUUUUUCAAUGCUUCGUGUACACGAGGGGAAAUCAAAAGAUUUCGAUUACAGGGGCAGUUAUUUUAAUAGCAAUGGGAAUUGCGUAUUUCACAAGUCUUCUACUAGUAUACUUUGACAACAUUCACUGGAUAGACUUUUUGUACUUCUGUUCGUACAUUAAACUACUAAUUACAUUACUGAAAUACAUACCACAGGCAUAUUUAAACUACAAACGAAAGAGUACGGACGGUUGGAGUAUAGGCGGUGUCUUCCUAGACCUUCUCGGAGGACUCUUCAGUAUGCUGCAAAUGAUACUGGACUCUCAUAAUUAUGACGAUUGGGUUUCGGUGUUCGGAAAUCCGUCGAAGUUUGGAUUGGGCUUUUUUUCGAUCGUGUUCCAGUUUAUGUUUAUAGCGCAGCAUUACAUUUUGUAUCGACCUACGAAGCACCGAGAUCUUAUACCUACAGAUUAUUUCUAAAUUAAAUUUCUUAGAGCAGU